Molecule: messenger RNA, 1565 nt
Organism: Rubroshorea leprosula
Lineage: Eukaryota; Viridiplantae; Streptophyta; Magnoliopsida; Malvales; Dipterocarpaceae
Source: the annotation of a GenBank genome assembly
CGAUUCUUCCUCCCGAAAUCCCCCUCCAAGCCGCCGGCACCAGCUUUGAAAAAUUGGUGAGAAAGCUUGGAAUUUCUCCUUCUUUCUUGUCCAAGAACCUGACUUGGAACCCAGAAAUCUUUCCCCUUUGCUGGAAAUUCCAGAUCUGCUUUGCUCUGCUCUGUUCGGUUGCUGCUCUUGCCGGUUGUGGGUGCAAAAUUCUGGGCUUUUUCGAUUUUUGGGUAAACCCGUGAGCUUCCCCUACACUGGCCGCCGGCUUCUCCCCCUGCCAAGUCCGGUUCUGCAACUGGAAAAUUUAUGACCAUGAUUUAGCUUGAUUCAAGUGGAAUUUAUAUGAUUGAGUGUUAAUGGACUGCUAUGUGAUUUUGGAGAAAAUCCCGUGGGAUUAGCUAGUGUUUUGGCCAAUUGGUGGGAGUGGAGUUACUGUUCACGUCGGGGUCACUGUUCACGGUUACUGUUCACACCCCGAGGGCCAACAAUUAACGGGGAUUUAAAUGAUUAGUUUGUGAUAUGAGAACGAUUUUGGGGAUAUUUGAUCAUGUGGAGAUUUAUGGAAAUAGCAUUGUGAUUAGGAAUGAUCCUAAUGAUGAUUUCAGCUUGAAUUUGUGAUAGUCCGGUAUUGAUUCUCGGAUGUCUUGAUUAGGUUUCCGAUCGUUCUGUCAGUUAGUGCGUGAAUUGAGUGCUCGGUUUUAUGCGAGUGAGGUAAGUAAAUUAUGGUAACGCCCUUUGAUUUUUAAAAGCAUGUUUUGAUUUGUUUUUGAAAUGGUGGCGAGACUAAACUCGUUUUAUGCAAAAGUAAGUAUGAUUGAUUUAAAGUGAAAUUUCUAUGCUUUUCGUUAAAUUGAGCAUGCCUACUUGAGAUUUAAUUGAUUGUCCUGAUGAUUUGAAAGUGAUUGAUGAAUUAUGUUCUUCAGUUAAAUUCAGCCUGUUUUGUCUCCGAUAUGGUCAUGUUAUCCUGUUGCCCGCUAGUGGGAGUGUUAAACGCUAGCACAUGUCGACAUGCAUUUCUGUAGAACCGGUUCGUUUCUGUUAUCCUGCUAGUGGGAGUUAAACACUAGCAAUUCCUGUUGCCUGCUAGUGGGAGUGUUAAACACUGGCCGUGACCUAUGGAGGAGACGUUUAUUUCGUGCCUGUACUGUAUCUGUUUUCGUGAUUGUACUUGUUGGCAUGCUUUAAGUUUGAUAAGGGGCACUCCAUAUUUACUUACUGAGUUUAUCUCAUAAUUUUUCCUUGUCCACCAUUUCAGGAAGUGAAACCGAGGACGGGGAAACCACGGGAAGUGACGAGUUAGAAAGCUAGCCAUUUCGAGUUUGAUAUAGAUUGUAGAUAGAAAUCAUGAUCUUGUAAACUCGAGUGUAUUGGAGAUUUUAUGAUGUUAGAGAAAGUUUUAAAGAUUUGAUCUUCAGAUUUUGGUGGUAUCAGAUUGUGAUAUGAAAGUUCCGAGCCUUGUGCACUUGUGGGACUUGUCUCACGAGUGUACGACGUCUGUCGCACCUUGAAUUUGGGUUUUGGGGCGUGACACUCUUUAUACUAAUUUGAAAUUUAAAGAAACAUUUCUUGUCAUU